This is a messenger RNA of Gastrolobium bilobum, 1353 nucleotides long. RefSeq lists its product as uncharacterized. The record is from RefSeq and is a predicted model, not a curated record. The transcript has 8 exons. Lineage: Eukaryota; Viridiplantae; Streptophyta; Magnoliopsida; Fabales; Fabaceae. Bases 1 to 1353 code for a protein of 450 amino acids.
AUGGAUGGUCAUAGCGAUGGGCGUACUGGUAGUGAUGGUAAUGUCGGUAGAGGUCGAGUUACAGGCCGUGGUGGCAGAGGAGGUAGGACAACAUCAUCUACCCCCUCUGGUAGAGGUCAUACAGCUUCUUCAUCCCUCCCUCCACUUCGGAUAGGAUCAUCACCAUCUACCACCGACUCUGUUAUGGGAAGUGCAGGACUUCCUCACACUCCCACUGACCCGAUGGGGCCGACACAGCAGGUUGCAUCCCCUGCAAGCGAGGUAGGAGAUGCUGCUUCGGCACUUCAGCCAGAGUGGGGGAGGUGUGAUCCACAGACUAAACGUAUAUGGGUUCGUCCUUUAGGCACCACAGAGUUCGAACCUUAUGAUGAGAUCAUGAAAUACAUUGAUAAUCAAAUAUUCCGUAAUUUUAAACAUGUAUGGAGCACCUGGGGAGACGUUCCUAAACAAACUCGAGAUGGUUGGAUGGAUGAAUUUCUGAGUCAUUAUAGGUGGUUGCCCGAGGAUCGCCAUAACCUGGCAAGAGCUUGGCAUCACAAAGCCACCACAAUGUUUGCAAAUAAAAUGGAUAAAGUAAGACAUGACAAGGGCAAAAAUGCAUGGUGUAGUGAAGCAUUAAAAAUCCAAUUGAAAGAAAAAUGGAAAAAUUGUCCUAAGUUUCAAAAGAGAUCUACUCAAAAUAAGGAAAAUAGGGCCAAGCAGGACACACCCACAUAUGCUGGAGGGUCGAUUCCAAUCAGCAAGCAUCGACAAAGGAUAGAGGCUUCUGGAGAAGUGCCGCCUGAAAAGGUUGAUUGGGCUACCUUCGAGCAAACUCAUUCCCAGCAGCCUGAAGCUGGUCAAAGGCGGUGGUUAGGCUCCAAAGUGAAGCUAAUAACGGAAAAUUAUCAAAAACUUGAAGAGGAGAUGUCCGCACAGGUGGCGACAGACGAUCAAUCCAGCUCCUCCUAUUCCGAUAAUGGGAACAUGUUGGUUACAGCUGCAGGUGGAUUCAACAAGAAAGGAAGGGUGGUCGGGCUGGGAGGAUAUGCUAGCCGACUAAAGCCUAGUAAGCGGCCCUCUACCCAGAUUGACAGUGUUUCUGCCGAUGAGCUUAAAAGGAUGAGGGUGUCCCACUCCCAGAUGCAGGAGCAAUUGCAUGCUACGAAGGAGCAAUUGCAUGCUACGACAGAGCAGCUAACUCAGCAAGCGGACUUUAUGAAGCAACAAGCUGACAUUAUGAAACAAAUGCAGGAACAACUCCGACUUUUAAUGCAGGACAAGGAAGCCAACUGCAACAAGUCGAAGGGACCGACGCCGGAUGAUGACCCUGAUGAUGAUGAUGACUUUGCUAGGACUUUAGAGGCACACUAG